Rhodamnia argentea is the source of this 2400-nucleotide messenger RNA. Its product is annotated as nuclear pore complex protein NUP98A-like. The transcript is spliced from 7 exons. Gene Ontology annotation, molecular function: structural constituent of nuclear pore. Gene Ontology annotation, biological process: protein import into nucleus; RNA export from nucleus; post-transcriptional tethering of RNA polymerase II gene DNA at nuclear periphery. Gene Ontology annotation, cellular component: nuclear pore cytoplasmic filaments; nuclear pore. NCBI's taxonomy places the organism in Eukaryota, Viridiplantae, Streptophyta, Magnoliopsida, Myrtales, Myrtaceae. The record is from RefSeq and is a predicted model, not a curated record. Bases 1 to 2400 code for a protein of 799 amino acids.
AUGAGUCACCCAUCACCGCCUGCAGUUGGGAGCAGCAUUUUUCAUUCUUCUAUGCCAUGGGGUGCUCAAAGUCAAUCAGUUUUUAGAGCUAGUUCUAAUCCAGGCUCUGGUUCGACCACCCCCGCCUUCGGAGCUACAAGCAACCCCGCCUUGGGUUCAACCCCGACAGCUGCAUUUGGUGCAACAAGUUCUCCCCUCUUUGGGUCGGGAGGUGCAAUUGGGGCUUCCAGUAAUGCAGCCUUCGGGUCUUCUCCACCUUUUGGGCCAUCAGGAACCGCAUUUAGGAGCAACCGGUUUGGAUCGGGAUCUUAUGGAGCUCAUAUUGCUACACCAACGGUUAGCGGGACCGAGUUUGGAAACUCAUCCUCGGGAGGUCAGCCUAGGGGAAGUCGUGUGGCUCCUUUCACCCCGACCGAGGAAGAGAUCGGAGAAAGGCUGCCUUCCAAGCUCCAAUCAAUUUGCCGUAUGCCCGUCUACGAAUGUAGAAGCCAAGAGGAGCUUAGAUGGGAGGAUUACCAGCGGGGGGACAAAGGAUCUUCUCCUUUUGGUUUCACUCCGGCUCAAACAAGUACUUCUGGCACCGCAAGUCAUCCAUCACCGCCUACAUUUGGGAGCAGCAUUUUUUGUUCUUCUAUGCCGUGGGGUGCACGAAGUCAACCAAGAUUUAGAGCUAGUUCUGAUCCAGGCUCCGGUUCGACCACCCCCGCCUUUGGUUCAACCCCGACGGCUGCAUUUGCAUUUGGUGCACCAAGUUCUCCCAUCUUUGGGUCCGGUUCGACCACCCCCGCCUUUGGUUCAACUUCGACCACCCCUAACUUUGGUUCAACCCCGACAACUGCAUUUGCAUUUGGUGCACCUAGUUCUCCCAUCUUUGGGUCCGGUUCGACCACCCCCGCCUUUGGUUCGACCCCGACCGCUGCAUUUGAUGCAACAAGUGCUACCCUCUUUGGGUCCGGAGGUGCAUUUGGGGCUUCUUGCAGCUCGUCAUUAAGCUUUGGAUCUUCUCCAGCUUUUGGGCCAUCAGAAAUCGCAUUUAGGAGCUACCAGUAUGGAUCGGGAUCUUAUGGAGCUCAUGUCGGUUCUCAUGCGGCUCCACCAACAGUUAGCGGGACCGAGUUUGGAAACUCAUCCUCCGGAGGUCGGCCUAGGGGAAGUCGUGUGGCUCCUUUCACUCCGACUCGGGAAGAGAUCGGAGAAUGGCUGUCUUCCAAGCUCCAGUCAAUUUGCGGUAUGCCUGUCUACGAAUGUGAAAGCCAUGAGGAAGUUAGAUGGGAGGAUUACCAGAUGGGGGACAAAGGAUCUUCUCCUUUUGGUUUCACUCCGGCUCAAACAAGUACUUCUGGCAUUGCAAGUCAUCCAUCACCGCCUACAUUUGGGAGCAGCAUUUUUUGUUCUUCUAUGCCGUGGGGUGCACGAAGUCAACCAAGAUUUAGAGCUAGUUCUGAUCCAGGCUCCGGUUCGACCACCCCCGCCUUUGGUUCAACUUCAACCACCCCCGCCUUUGGUUCAACCCCGACGGCUGCAUUUGCAUUUGGUGCACCAAGUUCUCCCAUCUUUGGGUUUGGUUUGACCACCCCCGCCUUUGGUUCAACUUCAGCCACCCCUAACUUUGGUUCAACCCCGACAACCGCAUUUGCAUUUGGUGCACCAAGUUCUCCCAUCUUUGGGUCGGGUUCGACCACCCCCGCCUUUGGUUCGACUUCAACCACCCCCGCCUUUGGUUCAACUUCAACCACCCCUGCCUUUGGUUCAACCCCGAUGGCUGCAUUUGCAUUUGGUGCACCAAGUUCUCCCAUCUUUGGGUCGGGUUCGACCACCCCCGCCUUUGGUUCAACUUCGACCACCCCUAACUUUGGUUCAACCCCGACAACCGCAUUUGCAUUUGGUGCACCUAGUUCUCCCAUCUUUGGGUCCGGUUCGACCACCCUCGCCUUUGGUUCGACCCCGACUACCGCAUUUGAUGCAACAAGUGCUACCCUCUUUGGGUCCGAAGGUGCAUUUGGGGCUUCUUGCAGCUCGUCAUUAAGCUUUGGAUCUUCUCCAGCUUUUGGGCCAUCAGAAUCUGCAUUUAGGAGCUACCAGUGUGGAUCGGGAUCUUAUGGAGCUCAUGUCGCUACACCAACAGUUGGCGGGACCGAGUUUGGAAACUCAUCCUCCGGAGGUCAGCCUAGGGGAAGUCGUGUGGCUCCUUUCACCCCGAUCGAGGAAGAGACUGGAGAAAGGCUGCCUUCCAAGCUCCAAUCAAUUUGUGGUAUGCCUGUCUACGAAUGUAGAAGCCAAGAGGAACUUAGAUGGGAGGAUCACCAAGUGGGGGACAAAGGAACCUACGAAAUUGAUUUUGACCAGUUACUUUGUGUCAUUCUCGAGUGGACCAAAUCACGCUGGUCAGGCCGGUGCUAG